Molecule: messenger RNA, 1157 nt
Organism: Pantherophis guttatus
Lineage: Eukaryota; Metazoa; Chordata; Lepidosauria; Squamata; Colubridae
Product: vomeronasal type-2 receptor 116-like
Biological process (GO): G protein-coupled receptor signaling pathway
Cellular component (GO): plasma membrane
Molecular function (GO): G protein-coupled receptor activity
Source: RefSeq, a predicted model, not a curated record
AUGAACAGCAAAGCCAAUACAGUGAUAGUCUAUGAACAAAAUGUUUUACUUUUGAGGGUGUUGUUAUAUUUACCUUAUAUGGAAGAAGUACUUACAAUGCCUAAAGCUAAAGUGUGGAUUCUGGUCUCUGAACUGGAUCUUGCUUCCUUCGUGUUUCAAAAGGGAUGGGAUAUGCAAGGCCUCCAUGGUGCUCUUUCCUUUGCUGCUUACUCCAAUGAAGUUCCAGGAUUUCAAGCUUUCCUUCAAAAUAGGAAUCAUUUAUUCAUAAAAGAAGAUUUGUUUGUGAGAGAAGUGUGGGAACAAGCAUUUGGUUGUGAUUAUCCCACUUCAUCUGUGAUUACAGAUAGUACUUGCACUGGGGAAGAGAGAUUGGAGAGCCUUCCAGCAACUCUUUUUGAAAUAAGCAUGACUGGCCAUAGUUACAGUAUAUACAAUUCAGUCUCUGCUAUUGGAUAUGCUCUACAUGACAUGCAGUCAAGUCUACAAAAAUAUAGAAUGCUAAAGAAGGGAGGGAAAUUGCACCUUCAAAAUCAGCAGCCAUGGAAGCUCCACUAUUAUCUGAAAAGAAUCUCAUUUAAUAACAGCGUUGGAGAUGUAAUAAGUUUUGAUAUGAAUGGGAAAUUGCUAGUUGGAUUUGACAUUAUAAACUGGAUAACAUUCCCAAACCAAUCCCUUCAUCGAAGAAAAGUUGGGAAACUCGAUCCUUGGGCUCCUAAAGAGAAGAUGCUUAUGAUUAAUGAUGAUGCCAUCACUUGGCAGAGUAGCACUAACCUGACUAUACCCACAUCUCUUUGUUCUGAUCGCUGCCAUCCUGGUUAUUUCAAACGAAAGCAAAAAGAGAAACCACCUUGCUGCUAUGACUGUAUCAUAUGUCCUGAAGGGAAAUGGUCAGGCAAGAUUGAUGCUGAAUACUGCUCAGGAUGCCCAGAAGAUCAAUAUCAUCCCCUUUCCCCAGAGUUAUCCUUCAUUCCCAAUCUCCUUGUUUUCUGGAAAUUGCUUAAGAUCAAGAUCUAGAGUUGGACUGUUUGUUUCAUCAGGCUGGAUGGGAUGUUCCAGUUGGUAUAAUAUUGAGAUACCAAGGAGAAAGAUACCAAUUAAAUACUGUUGAAAAAGCGGAAGAAUUUCAUCAAAAAUUUUUGAAAAUGAGCUCAACAUUU